Molecule: messenger RNA, 1104 nt
Organism: Dentiscutata heterogama
Lineage: Eukaryota; Fungi; Glomeromycota; Glomeromycetes; Diversisporales; Gigasporaceae
Source: the annotation of a GenBank genome assembly
AUGAAAUAUAUUGCAACUUGGAGUCCUGAAUGUAAGUCGGUUUUUAGAUGGCCAAUAAAGGAAACCAACGGAGAACUCAGAUUCGACCAAUAUUAUGUUGACGAUUCCCUUGAUAUUAAAGCAUUAAUUGGUGUCUCAGAUGUGAAUCAUGUUAUUUUACAUGUCGAAAGAGAUUAUUCUAUUGAAGAUUCCUAUAAUUUUGAAAUUGUUGAUAUUGUAAAUAGUAAAAUACAAGCAUUAUAUGCUAAAGGUCUAAAAGGAGAAGUCGUAUAUCAUUCCGGCAAGAAAUGUCUUCAAAUGUGUUUAAACAAUGACAAUACAUUACUAUCUGUAGGAGAAACAAAAAUUGGAACAGGUCAAGGUGAUGAUUAUAAAAAGCCUGCACUAAUAGCUAUUUAUUCGGUAAAAGAUGCGAUUGAUAAACUUGAUGAUACUCUGAAUGAAGGUGGUUUAAUUUUGGAUAAUAUGCGCUUUAUUGGGUCAAAUAGCAAUGAAAGAUUACUGUUUUCUUUCUACAUACAUGAAAAUGAUCAGAGGCAAUUUUUUAUAGUAAAUCCGCAUAGUCUUACUAUUAAAGAUGCAGAAUUAUUAUUUAGAGAUAUAGAAUGUUAUAAAAGGCAAAAAACCUGUACUAUUUUGUUUAAUUACAUUAUAAAUGUUGAAAAAGAUCAUUUAAAUAUCAAAAGUUUAGCUGAUUAUGACAGUUGGUCUAACUAUAUAAAAAAAAGGGACGUAAGUCAUGUGCAAUUAGAUGAUCAAGAUAAUGAAUUCGAUCCAUUAUUCAAGAAUAAAUCCUUUGAUAAACUGAUUGACUCUUUUUAUGGAACGGAUAGUUAUUAUAAGUAUCUAGAAGAUACUCGAAUAGCUGAAUCUACAAUUGAAGAACUUCAAAAAUAUAUACAAAAAAUUGAAAUUGAAAAAUUUGAAGAAUCAUCUAAACCAUUUAUAUUUCCACAUAUUUAUAAAAUUGCAAAUUUAGAUACAAAAACGAUUGAUGACAAACUUAAUGAUCUUGAUGGAAAACUAGGUGGAAAACUUGAUGAUCUUGAUGGAAAGCUUAAUAAUCUUAUUGAGGAUAUUAAAAAAUUAAAAUCAGAUAAAUAA